AUGCCUUCAACUAAUAAACGUACAAAACAAGAACAACAAUUAGAUGAUGAUGAUAAUAAUAAUCAAGAUAAAUUCCAAACUAUUCAAAAUGAUGAAUCAUUAAUAAAUAAAGCAAAAAAAGUAAAAUCAACAGAUAAACGACUAAUUGUUGUUCUUGAACAAGCCAAUUUAGAAACAAUUAAAAUUGGAAAAGUUUAUGAAUUACUUAAUUGUGAUCGACAUAAAAAUCAUCUUUUAAAAUAUAAACGAGAUCCAAAUUCAAAUGCACGACCUGAUAUAACACAUCAAUGUUUAUUAAUGUUACUUGAUUCGCCACUUAAUCGAGCUGGAUUGUUGCAAGUAAGAUAUUCAACUAAAUUAACAAUAAUACGGUGUCUAUUUUACCGAUUUGAUUUUAAUUUCUUUUCUAUAAAAUUCUUUUAUGUACAUCAUGUAGCCGUUAAUUGGAUAUAA
Molecule: messenger RNA, 453 nt
Organism: Rotaria sp. Silwood2
Lineage: Eukaryota; Metazoa; Rotifera; Eurotatoria; Philodinida; Philodinidae
Source: the annotation of a GenBank genome assembly